GCUUUACACACAGAAAAGUUCAAGUGAUCGGCAAAUGGGGCAAACCGUAAAAUUUGGAAGAGCUCCAUCCCAGAUUGGUGUCUCAAGGGCCCGUCCAAAGGAAGCAUGGCAGCAGAAGUUGAAUGAGCAAAGAAACCUUCAAUUGUACAGUGAAAUCCAAAAAAUUUCAGAUUGUUCUGAGCCAGAGGAACCAGAGGACCAUCAACAAGCCAUACAGCUCCUCUCUAGAAGUAUAUGUUCCUCUGAAAUUUUUCAUCUGCUGUCUGCAAAUAGUGUAAAUGCAUGCUUUGGGAAUGGAACACUGGAUAAGGGCAAGGAUGGUGAGGGGAACAACACGCUCAACCUCAAUGCUCAUGGAGAAAUCAAGCAAAGGGUGGAUGAAGUUACGGCUCUACUAUUCAGUGGAAAUGUUCACCGCACAAGACAUCAGAAAUACAAGACUAGGCACACAAGCAGCAUAAGUUUGGGUGCCAUGGCAGAAUGGUUGAAAACCAAGCUGGUGAACAUAGUACAGAGGGGAUGUGGAACAAAGAGGGAGGACAGAAGACUCCAAACAGUACAGAUGCAUGCAGCCCUCUCAGUAGCAAGGCUGGCUACAGCAGUUGCAGGGAUUAUUGGAAACUACCCCUUUGAGUCAACCCAUUUGAGUGGCAUUGCCACAACUGAUACGGGAAAAGAUGCAGACAAAAAGAUGCAUGCUGCAAUUACCUCAGCUGCAUCUCUGGUUGCAGCCUCGUGUGCUGAGGCUGCAAAGUCUGCCGGAGCUACUAGGGAACAGGUUUCAUCAGUCAUCAACAUGGGCUUAGAGUCUCGGGCAAUGGGAGAUUUGCUCACACUGACUACAAGCGCAGCAGCCUGCCUAAGAGGAGUUCAAGGCUUUAAGAUGCGGACAAUAAGCAAUUAUGCCUUGGAGGACCACAUGAACAGCCAGAAAGGUGCCAUACUUCCUGUUCGCACACCUGAGGGAAGGCUCCAUACCAGGAUGGUUUCCGUACACUGCAAGCAUGACAAUAUAAUACUAACAUUAGGCAAGAGGCGUAGUUUCACAACCUCUGAAAAGUAUGUGAUCUUCGACGAACAAGGCGAGCGAAAAGACUCCAGCUAUUCGACAGAUGGACACAGCAACAACACAAUAAAUCUCUCAACAUCUGGUGGAACCGUUCAGUUAUUAUUUGAAGAACAUGAACAAUACAGCUCCUGGAGGUCAUUCAUCAAUAACCUUAUAAUGAGCAAGAGGGCAAAGCAAUCUUACCGAGUCACAACUUAAGCCUCGCUCUAACUUUCUUGCAAACCCAUGUAUUUCUUAUACUUUGAAAUUUCAAUGCUAUCAGUAACCAACAUCAUAUAAUAAAACUUACAGUU
Molecule: messenger RNA, 1362 nt
Organism: Phragmites australis (common reed)
Lineage: Eukaryota; Viridiplantae; Streptophyta; Magnoliopsida; Poales; Poaceae
Exons: 8
Coding region: 35-1267 (410 amino acids)
Biological process (GO): auxin-activated signaling pathway; phloem or xylem histogenesis; leaf vascular tissue pattern formation
Source: RefSeq, a predicted model, not a curated record